Eruca vesicaria subsp. sativa (arugula) is the source of this 1160-nucleotide messenger RNA. NCBI's taxonomy places the organism in Eukaryota, Viridiplantae, Streptophyta, Magnoliopsida, Brassicales, Brassicaceae. The record is from the annotation of a GenBank genome assembly.
AAAGAAACUAACAAUCUUUAUCGCCCGCUCGAAAAACCUAGCGCAGUCGCCAUGGACGAAUCCGCGAUCAAAGGUGUGGAAUUGAACGGUAGUGAUGCAGAGAACCGAACAAGCCGCAUUAGCAGGAUUUUAGUUGAGGGACACGACAUCUCUCGUCCUAGGGCAGAUGUCCAUAAGGCUUUGAGAGAGCACUUCGCUUCAUGUGGAGACAUAUUAGAUGUUUAUCUUCCCACAAACUUUCAGAAUGCUAUUCUCAGCAGAUACGCCUUCAUUUAUGUUAACAGCGGAGAAGGUCAAGAAGAGGCGUUGAGGCUUAAUGGAAGUGACAUGGGAGGACGGAUUGUACGCACUGAGUCUUACCCGUUUCACCAACAAGACCAUGAUGAUUACUUCCCUCCUAUGUCUGCCGCAGACCAAUCCACACAACGCGUGUUUGAAAUUACGGGUUUUGACACUUCCCUUACUAAGGCUGAUAUCCAUACAGCUCUAGAUAAACAUCUCCGUGUACAAGGUGUUUCUGUUUACGGAGACUACAGCAGCGGCAUUCGCACUCUCAAAAGCACUGCUCGCAUUUAUACCUUUGGACAUGCCAAUGUUGAGAAGGCGCUGGAACUUAGUGGAAGUCAUCAUGUGGAAGGCUUUACUACUUUUGUAGUUACUCGGGUUUUGCCAUUGCUUAAAAGUAUCAAGAUGGGCUACACUAUCCCGCGUUCUGCCGUGGAACGCUCGGCAAGGGAGAAUCGCUUGCGCUUGGCUAAGAAUUCUGCUGCCAAGUAGAAUAAAAGAGAAGCACAUAUCCUCUUUAUUUUGUGGUUUUAAGUUAUGAUGAUCGCAACCCUUUUUUUCUUUUCUUUUGUCUGGAUGUUUAAUAUUACCGCAACUAUGUUGGUUUCGUUUUUGUGUGGAUGUUUGAAGUAAGUUCAAUAAUCAUUAUGUGAACUUGGUUGCGUAAAUCGAUAUAUGCAAUAAUUGCUGGUGGUCGAGCCAAUGGCAUGAUGAUCGCACCCUUUUUUUCUUUUCUUUUGUCUGGAUGUUUAAUAUUUACCGCAAGUAUGUUGUUUUUGUUUUUGUGUAAUGUUUGAAGUAAGUUCAAUAAUAGUUAUGUGAACUUGGUUGCCUAAAUCGAUAUAUACAAUAAUUGCUGGUCAAGCCAAUGGCAU